CAGAACUGCCAGAUUGAGGAAAUUGACGACAACGGGCUCUUGCGGGCAAUACGACUGUAUAAAGCUAAAGAAAACGGUAAGCUGAUCUUCAGCUACCACUUUUGGUUCCUCACUGUCACGCCUCUCAACAGAAGACCUCUACGCUGACUUCUCAACCUGUUUGUUAAAGAACUGGAUUUCCAUCGGCCAAAGAGAUGAAGAGUUUCUUAGUCUUCUUCCUACUACUGGUACCCAUGCAUGCUGGAUCUACGUGGAGCGGGAAAUAUGCAGUGGACUGCCCCGAGCCUUGUGAGAGCUCUGAAUGUAAGAACCCUCUGCAUUGUAAGCGGACAAUCCUAGAUGACUGUGGUUGUUGCAGGGUAUGUGCUGCAGCCUUGGGGGAGACUUGCUACCGGACAGUCUCGGGUAUGGAUGGAGUCAAAUGCGGCCCUGGACUGAAGUGCCAGUUUUAUUCCGAAGAAGACGACUUUGGUGAUGAGUUUGGUAUCUGCAAAGAAUGUCCUUAUGGCACCUAUGGACUAGAAUGCAGACGAACAUGCAACUGUCAGUCUGGAAUAUGUGACCGAGUGACUGGAAAGUGUUUAAAGUUUUCAUUUUUCCAACUGGCGGCAUCAAAACCUCCUAGUAGACGAAAAUUAAUUUCACGUACAGAGAAUGACAUGGCAUCUGGAGAUGGAAAUUCUGUAAAAGACGACAUUGCCAAAGAGAAAGCCGUACACUCACAAAUGAUAAAAUGGCUAAAUCCUCGUUGAUAUCAGGCUGCAUAGGCAGGACUUUCAAACUGUUUCUUUCUUCAGAACUGUUGGAUGUUCACAGAUCACUUUAAGAAAGGUAGAUCUCCAGCAA
Molecule: messenger RNA, 846 nt
Organism: Sphaerodactylus townsendi
Lineage: Eukaryota; Metazoa; Chordata; Lepidosauria; Squamata; Sphaerodactylidae
Gene: ESM1
Product: endothelial cell specific molecule 1
Exons: 3
Coding region: 195-752 (185 amino acids)
Cellular component (GO): extracellular region
Source: RefSeq, a predicted model, not a curated record